AUGCAGCACUGUCUCUCAAACUGUGGUGCUAAAACUAUUUGGGGGGGGGGGGGGGGGGGGGGGGGGGGGGGGGGGGGGGGGGGGGGGGGGGGGGGGGGGGGGGGGGGGGGGGGGGGGGGGGGGGGGGGGGGGGGGGGGGGGGGGGGGGGGGGGGGGGGGGGGGGGGGGGGGGGGGGGGGGGGGGGGGGGGGGGGGGGGGGGGGGGGGGGGGGGGGGGGGGGGGGGGGGGGGGGGGGGGGGGGGGGGGGGGGGGGGGGGGGGGGGGGGGGGGGGGGGGGGGGGGGGGGGGGGGGGGGGGGGGGGGGGGGGGGGGGGGGGGGGGGGGGGGGGGGGGGGGGGGGGGGGGGGGGGGGGGGGGGGGGGGGGGGGGGGGGGGGGGGGGGGGGGGGGGGGGGGGGGGGGGGGUGGGGGGGGGGGGGGGGGGGGGGGGGGGGGGGGGGGGGGGGGGGGGGGGGGGGGGGGGGGGGGGGGGGGGGGGGGGGGGGGGGGGGGGGGGGGGGGGGGGGGGGGGGGGGGGGGGGGGGGGGGGGGGGGGGGGGGGGGGGGGGGGGGGGGGGGGGGGGGGGGGGGGGGGGGGGGGGGGGGGGGGGGGGGGGGGGGGGGGGGGGGGGGGGGGGGGGGGGGGGGGGGGGGGGGGGGGGGGGGGGGGGGGGGGGGGGGGGGGGGGGGGGGGGGGGGGGGGGGGGGGGGGGGGGGGGGGGGGGGGGGGGGGGGGGGGGGGGGGGGGGGGGGGGGGGGGGGGGGGGGGGGGGGGGGGGGGGGGGGGGGGGGGGGGGGGGGGGGGGGGGGGGGGGGGGGGGGGGGGGGGGGGGGGGGGGGGGGGGGGGGGGGGGGGGGGGGGGGGGGGGGGGGGGGGGGGGGGGGGGGGGGGGGGGGGGGGGGGGGGGGGGGGGGGGGGGGGGGGGGGGGGGGGGGGGGGGGGGGGGGGGGGGGGGGGGGGGGGGGGGGGGGGGGGGGGGGGGGGGGGGGGGGGGGGGGGGGGGGGGGGGGGGGGGGGGGGGGGGGGGGGGGGGGGGGGGGGGGGGGGGGGGGGGGGGGGGGGGGGGGGGGGGGGGGGGGGGGGGGGGGGGGGGGGGGGGGGGGGGGGGGGGGGGGGGGGGGGGGGGGGGGGGGGGGGGGGGGGGGGGGGGGGGGGGGGGGGGGGGGGGGGGGGGGGGGGGGGGGGGGGGGGGGGGGGGGGGGGGGGGGGGGGGGGGGGGGGGGGGGGGGGGGGGGGGGGGGGGGGGGGGGGGGGGGGGGGGGGGGGGGGGGGGGGGGGGGGGGGGGGGGGGGGGGGGGGGGGGGGGGGGGGGGGGGGGGGGGGGGGGGGGGGGGGGGGGGGGGGGGGGGGGGGGGGGGGGGGGGGGGGGGGGGGGGGGGGGGGGGGGGGGGGGGGGGGGGGGGGGGGGGGGGGGGGGGGGGGGGGGGGGGGGGGGGGGGGGGGGGGGGGGGGGGGGGGGGGGGGGGGGGGGGGGGGGGGGGGGGGGGGGGGGGGGGGGGGGGGGGGGGGGGGGGGGGGGGGGGGGGGGGGGGGGGGGGGGGGGGGGGGGGGGGGGGGGGGGGGGGGACUUUCUUGACCAGUUUAUUGCCAUGACAUCAGUACAGACUCCACCCCUCUCUCGGUCUGGCUCCUCCCCCUCAGACGUGGGCUUGACCCAUCGCACUGGCCCCUCUGUGACUCCGCCCACCUCCCUCAGCCUGCGCUCGUCCUACAAUCAGCUGCUCGGGCGCGACGUCAUCAGGGAGUCCCCCACGAUGGAGACCGGACGUUCAGCCACGCUUCCAAAGAGCCGGCAGAGGUACGCCAUGACCAGUGUCCGCAGCGCCAUGGCAAUCAGCGACAACCUGGGCACGGUAAAAAACCAGAGGGCGAGAGGUCUGCCAACUAAGUCCUCUUCGAGCUCUUCCCUCUACUCCUCAUCCUCUACUGCGUUCAACUCGGCCAACCCUAAACUAGUGAAGAACGGAGCCAACAUGCAAAGACGAGCCGAGAGCCAACAGAUGGAGCUGAGUAGAGCCACCACAGAAAGCAAAAUCCACAACGACCUCCUCAAUAACGCCAGUUCUGAUUGGCUGGAUAACUCCCAGCCUUUUCGAAGAAGGACCAAAAGCUUCUUGGGUUAUCACACAAAGACUUGGGACGUGGACAACAACUGCGGACACAAAGAGGAAAAGGAGGAAGAGGAGGAACAGGAGAACAAACAGUUAUCGCCUGAAAAGGAGCAAGCAAGUCCCAAUGAAGAGUGUGAGAUUCAGAAAGAAGAGAAAGAUAACAGUAAGGAGGACUGCCAAGAGGAAAAAGAUGCUGUAGAAGCAAUAGUGGAAGAGGAACUCGAGGCAACACCAUCCCCAAGACAAUCGGUUUUACCAGUAGUGGUGGAAGCGCCUCUGUCCUGCACCUCCUCCAGCAGCAACAGCCCUGAGUGGGUUCCAGAUAACCAGAACCUUCUCCAAAAUCAGCCCAAGAUCCACCUACACAAUGACAUCCAAGCUCCUCGCAGUCCAGCCAAGCCCUCGCGCACCUCCUCUCCCCGGGUGAUCAAGGUCGAGCUGCACCCCAAUGAUGAGAACCAGUUCCAGCAGCAGUUUCCUCUCACGUCGUCCCCGAAACUGCAGCGGAGCGGAGAGAGGAGCACCCCGACGAGAAUUGCAGUGCCCUUUGUGCUGCCCGAGCCGGAGUCAGAGACAGGGCUGCCCCGAGUGAGCCUGAGGAUGGAUCUGACGCCUGAUAGUCCAUCAGAGGCCGAGGAUUCUAGUUGGACCACGUUGUCCCAAGAAACUCCCUCUCCACAGACUCCUCAUGACACAGAUGUAUGGAGUGAAGGGGACCUGCCUCCUGGCUGGAGGGAGAUCUCAGACUCAUCAGAGGUCUAUUUCUGGCAUGUACCCACCGGUACCACUCAAUACCACAGACCUGUUGCCGGUAGCAACGAAGACUCCUCAACGAACAAUGGUCCAGACAAUGAGCCACAGCAACAACCACAGGACGCACUCAAACCCAACGAGCGACCCAGCAGCCUGAUCUCUGACAGCUCUGUGGAGCGCGUGCCCUCGCCCUCCCCCUCAUCCCCCUCAUCCCCCCUGCAUGACAUCAUCUCCUCUGGACCAGACCUCAACCUGCCCACCUGCACAGCCAUGGACCUGAAAGACUAUCCAGUGUAUACAGACCCAAGCCUCAAGGCCUUUGAAGGAGCCACACUACGUUAUGCUUCACUCAAACUCAACCCUCCAGCCCAGCUUGAGACUGUGGAUCUGGACAGCACCUAUUCAGACUCAGAGGCAAUGUCGUUCCCUGUGCGCUCGCUGGGCUGGGUGGAGAUGUCAGAGCAGGAUCUGUGCGAGGGCCGCAGCAGUGUGGCCGUGCACCACUGUAUCCGACAGCUGUCCUACUGUCGGAGGGACAUCCGGGACUCCGCCGGGGUCUGGGGAGAGGGUAAAGGGAUGCAGCUGGUGCUUCAGGACCGGAUGUUGACGCUGGUUGAUCCCGACGACUGCAGCCUCCUUCACUCUCAGCCAAUCAGCAGUAUCCGCGUGUGGGGAGUUGGGCGGGACCAUGACAGGGACUUUGCCUACGUGGCGCGGGACAAGAACACGCGGGUGCUGAAGUGCCACGUUUUCAGAUGUGAUACCCCUGCUGCCGCCAUCGCCACCAGUCUCCACGAAAUCUGCUCCAAGAUUAUGGCUGAAAGGAAAAGUGCCAAGGCUGCAGCUGGCAGCUCCUCCCAGACCGGCUCAGAUGUACCACUACAGGAGUUUCCGAUGCCAAAGACUGAGCUGGUGCAGAAGUUCCAUGUGUUGUAUUUGGGCGUGACGUCAGUCAUUCGUCCUAUAGGGAUGGACAUCAUCAACGGAGCCAUAGAGAGUCUUGUAGCCUCCACUGGAAAAGAGGACUGGAUCCCCGUCAUCCUGAGCAUCGCAGACACCACUUUAUCAGUCAUCAAGGAAAAGGAGGAGGAGGAGGAGGCCGUGGUGGAGUGCCGUGUGCGCUUCCUGUCCUUCAUGGGAGUGGGCCGCGACAUCCACACGUUCGCCUUCAUCAUGGACACUGGGAACCAACACUUCCAGUGCCACGUGUUCUGGUGCGACCCCAAUGCGGGCUGCGUGUCUGAGGCUGUGCAGGCUGCUUGUGUGCUUCGAUACCAGAAGUGUCUGGUAGCGAGGCCGCCCUCUCAGCGCGCCGGCUCCUCGUCCUCUCCCUCUCCAGACUCUGUGACGCGGAGGGUGACCACCAGUGUGAAGCGUGGCGUCCAGUCUCUCAUAGACACUCUGAAAACCAAGAAACAGCCGCCAGAAGUGCCCCAGCAAUGA
Molecule: messenger RNA, 4287 nt
Organism: Knipowitschia caucasica
Lineage: Eukaryota; Metazoa; Chordata; Actinopteri; Gobiiformes; Gobiidae
Source: the annotation of a GenBank genome assembly